Plutella xylostella (diamondback moth) is the source of this 5125-nucleotide messenger RNA. Its product is annotated as protein fem-1 homolog CG6966. The record is from RefSeq and is a predicted model, not a curated record. Gene Ontology annotation, molecular function: protein binding. NCBI's taxonomy places the organism in Eukaryota, Metazoa, Arthropoda, Insecta, Lepidoptera, Plutellidae.
UUGUUGUAACAAGUUAAAAACGAAUACACCGCUCAUGAAGUCUAUUUUUGGAAUGCGUAAUAGUUACUGUUGGAAUUAAAAUAAUCGGUUUUACAAUCCCCGAUAGAAGCUGCUCUCCGUUAUGUCAUAGAGAAAUUUGUUUACACCAACGUUAACCAUAGACUGCACUGUUUAUUGCUCUGGAAAAUUUUGCUGGUAAAAAUAACAGGUUCAAGACAGUUCAAUAACUGAUUUCGUAAUGGUUUGAUCUGUUGAAAGAGUCGUGGUCGCGAGACGCAGCGUUUUGACGGUGACCGGCCAGCCGGCGGCCAUUGGUAGCAUUGAACCAUUUCCUAAUAUUUUUUUGUUGAUUUUCCUCUUGUUAAAUCCGAAAUUUGUAACAGAUUAUGUAUUUUAAGAUUUGAAAUAUCUGACCGCAACGUUGAUCCUCAACUCAACAGCAUAAGCGGCUGAUGACUUGUUGAGUCAUCGUUUGAACGAUUUGUUUGAUUUACAUCUUGUGAUUUGCAAGUCAUGUUCCAUUUAAUUCCACGAGUGUUAGCUACUCGAGGGAGUAUUAAUUGAUCUCUUUAUAUUUCCUUGGAAGUAUUUUCUCGAUUUCUUAUCCUGUUUUUGCUUUACCUAAUGCGGCUAGCGGUGUGUUGUAUAACACGAUACUGUACACGUGCCCGGGUUCCCGGUAACGAAACAGACGUAACAUACUUGCGGCGUUUCCAUUAGCAUCCAUAAUGUAUCCUUCCCGAGAUCCGCCAACACAAGUUUGGUCGAGGAAUUCCCUGCGGUUUCCACGCCACUUAAUUGACGAGAUCUUUCUUGCAGAUGAAUUGUAAUUGCAUGAAAGAAUUUUUACAGCAAUCCUUGGCAUUACUUUUAAAAUGUCAUUGUAAAAACGAGAAAUUAUGCGGUGAUUAAGUUAACAUUCUUGUCUACAUCGAGAUAGGUUAAUUCCCAUAUCGGUGGGUUGAAGUUGAAGCUUUCUCUUUGUAUGAAUCAUUUGGUAUUUCUCAAGCGUGGUAUAUUUGGCCUUGCCGCUUCCUCUGGCAAUAUUGCAUUCUGUGUGGUUCACCUUUCGCACGAACACGUCUGGCAAUAAUUAAAUUUUAUUCUUUUAUUAUCUGCACCGUGAAGUUUUCGAACGCACUUUAACAACCUCUUUGGCACAAGCAGUUUUUUACCACGGAGUCCGCAGCCACCAACCAGCAUCUUCGCGUCGUUCUGAAUUUGAAAGUGUUCCAUUGUGGAUCGGAGGAGUAGUGUGUGUUGUGAUGUUGUGGUGACGAUGUCCAGUGUUGUGUGGGACCUGAUGCCGGCGCGAUGCCGCUGGAUCGAGACGCUCCGCCACUGCGGCAAGACGCUGCUCCGUCGCCAACGGAGACUACUUAGGCGAAUAAAAAAGGUGUACCUACACAGUUGGCGCUCCGCAGAUGAGCUGAACAUGUUGGUGGGUGCGAAGGUGGGCGGCGCCACGCCGCUGGUGAUCGCGUGCCGGAACGGGCACUACGACGUGGCCGAGUACCUCAUUGAGCGCUGCAAGGCGGACAUCGAGCUGCCUGGCUCAGUGACAUUCGACGGCGAGACAAUCGAGGGCGCGCCCCCGCUAUGGUGCGCGGCGGCGGCGGGUCACCUGCCCCUGGUGCGGCUGCUGGUGCGAGCCGGAGCCAACGUGAACUCCACCACCCGAACCCACAGCACGCCGCUGCGCGCCGCCUGCUUCGAUGGACACUACGAGAUUGUGAAGUUUCUCGUGGAGAAUGGAGCAGACAUAGAAAUAGCGAACCGGCACGGGCACACAUGCCUCAUGAUCGCCUGCUACAAGGGCCACAUCCGCAUAGCCAAGUACCUUCUAUCCCUCAACGCAGAUGUGAACAGGAAGAGUGUGAAGGGAAACACAGCUUUACAUGAUUGUGCUGAGAGUGGCUCGCUGCAUAUACUCAAGAUGUUGCUGGGGCAUGGCGCGACCAUGGAUGUGGACUCUUAUGGAAUGACCCCGCUCCUAGCCGCGUCAGUCACAGGCCACACUCACAUCGUGGAACACCUGAUCAAGUGCGAAUACGGGCUAGUUUCCCGUGAGCAGCGAAUCGCGGCUCUCGAGCUGCUGGGCGCCACGUACGUGGACAAGCGGCGCGACAUGGUCGGCGCGCUGGCGCUGUGGAAGCGCGCCAUGGACGACAGAUUCCCCUCCGACGGAAGCCCCCCAAUCCCGAAGCCGAAGGACGUGCCGCGCAUCCCCGCGUACGAGCUGGCCGCGGAGCCGACGGACGCGCGCCAGCUGCAGGAGCUGCUCGCGGACCCCGACGCCAUGCGCAUGCAGGCGCUCGUCAUCAGGGAGCGCAUAUUAGGUCCGGCGCACCCCGACACCUCCUACUACGUGCGCUACCGCGGCGCCGUCUACGCGGACGCGGGCCGCUUCACGCGCUGCCGGCAGCUGUGGCACCACGCGCUGGACAUGCAGCGCUGCGUGCUGCCGCCGCUGUCGCCGCUCACGCAGUCCAGCCUGUACAGCUUCGCCGAGCUGUUCAGCUAUAUGCUCAGUGAGAGAGCCAGGCCGCCUGUUAGAGGUCGCAUAGUCCCGCCGGUGACCUUCGAAGACAUCGCCCCUGUGUUCAGAAAAGCCCUCUCAGAAAUCAACAGAGGCGUAGAUCUCCUAGAAAUGAAGUCGAGCAUCGACCGGGAACAAACGCUCACGACGCUACAGAGGGUGCUAGUUAUAUCGCUACAUUUAGCCGCACUAAUGGCCAGGUUAUUAGAAGAGCCGGAAUGCGAUGAGACGGUGUCCAGAAAGAUCCAUGAAGCGGUUUACUCACUUGUUAAGUUAGAUAUUAAGGUACGUCAAGGUCGCUCGGCGCUCCACAUAGCGUGCAGUGAAGAGGGCACUCGCGCGCGCGGUGCCCUAUUACCCUCUCCCGGAGACGCUCAGCCGUGUUGUCGAGCUUUAGUGGCCCUCAUGUUGACCCUGGGAGCCAAGCCCGAUGCCAGGGAUGCUGCUGGGAACACGCCGCUGCACCUCGUGUGCAAGUUGAACCCGUGCCCGGCGGACGUGGUGCGCGAGCUGCUCUCUCACGGCGCGCACAUCGACACAGUCAACUACGACGGAGAAACGCCCGAAGAACUGCUCAAGGCCAACCAGCAAUCACUGACCGCCAUCGUGAACCCACUCCGCUACACCUCGCUCAAGUGCCUCGCCGCCCGAACGGUCAAGAACUACCGCCUGCCCUACCGACACAUCGUGCCCCAGUGCCUGCACUCGACCAUCAUCACGCACUGAGACACACAGUUUGGUCUACCUCAGGACGUGGUGGUUCGCCGCGCUGCCGGUAGAUGGCGCUGUAAGCAGUUUUGGGGAUCGUCAACUGUUUUGAUUUGCAUGGCUGUUGUGACGGCGGGUGUUCUAUUCCUGAUAACUGGUAGCCAAUAUUUUCGUAACCAAAGCGAAAGUGAAGUGGUCGUUAUACGACACAUUGACUUCUGAUUUUGAUGCACAGAGUUCGCAGGAAUAAGACAACGGCGCCAGUCACGGUAGCCAUCUUGUUUGGAAAGGUUGUAAUGUCGCUGAAAUGUUCGCAUUGAAUGGCACUGCCAGCUCAGUCCUCGCUUCAAUAACUUUGACAGUCACAUUUCUAUUGAUAUUCUUGGUUUGGAUAGUAAUUUUUCACAUUAUUUUGUUUUGAGGCUAUUUAAGUUUUACUAAACACGUUAUACCACCGGGUAGUCACUUUCAGUCAUUUAGAUAUUAUAGGGAACAUAACAUAGACGGUUCACAGGCUAAAUAAUAAAUACAGUAUAGUAUAAAUUUCCACCAUUCUUUUAAAGAUUAUCGUCUGCAUGUACCGUUAGCCAAAAGAUUAAAUUGCAUCAUAAAAUAAUGAAUACUUACUAACUUGAGAUGUUUUGUGACAUUUCAACUUACAAAUUUUAAUGUCCAUAUUUUAAGAUAUCGUAUUCUCAUUGUUAUUGCAACUAUAUUGGUGUGAAAUGUAGAUGUAAAUUUUUAAAGAUACUUACAUGAUAUACUACUAGCGCACAUAUGCACAUAUGGGGCGGUAUUUUAACUAUUGUAUGCUCAACUAUCCACUCGGUAAUUUAAUCUCCAUGUAAUAAAUAGUCGGCAAGGAAUUGAAUGACUUAAAUCUUAAUGCCAAUUACUAUAAGAUCAUGUUUUUGUUAAUGAAACUGCAUUUCAAUUAAUUCAUAAAACUAACUUUGUACUUAUAGAAAAAAAUAUAAAAAAUCUAGUAACAAGUUGUAUGUGGAAGUGGUGUCAUAAAUGCUAUAUAUUUUAUUAACAAAGAUAUAUGUACGUAGAGAACCAUAGAUGUAAAAUUACUAUUACUAUACGAUUAUUGUUGUGCUCAUGUUAGAACUGUUUGUAGUGGCGUAGAGAAGAUGAAUCGAAAUGUCUCGUUUAUAAGUUGUUAGCGCGUCUGGGGAAAUCCCAAUAUGGCUCCUGUUAAAUUAGCCUUCUAAUUUCUGCCGAGUCAUAUUUGGAUGGCGAACCGGUGUGGCCCACUAACUGUUGAGUACUGAGGGGCCAUUUGUGGCUGACGUCGGACACAUGUGGCCCCAGCCGGCCCGCGGUGGGCCAAGUGAUAUUUGCUUUUAAUUGCUUCGAUAACGUUGAACUGACAACAUCACUCUGUUACCCGGCUGCUCGGUUCAAGUCGACAUGUCAUUUCACUACUAGUCUCCUAUUAUUUUUAGAAACAUUUCUCAUGCAUGACUGUUGUCUCAUUUUGUAUAGCCAUUUUUAUUGACUUCUUAUUUUAGUAGAUAAUAAUGAUCGGUGUCACUAAGUGAUCGAAAUCAUUGUGGGAUAUUUUCUUAACGAUUAAAAACAAAUUAGCGUGAGUAGAUGAUGAAGUAAAUGAUGGAUUAUUCUAGGUGUAAAUUGGUAAUUGUAUAUUUGCUAGAGAUGAUUAUUACGACAAAAUAUGUGGAUAGAAAAUAUUGGAACUGAUUUGAAAUACAAAUAAAAAUAUGAUAGUUACUAUUAUUUGUAAUUUUGAUGAGCAUUAUUGCUUUUAAUUUGUAAUGUGUGUAAUUUCUCAUAGUAUAUUUUAAAUUAGUUAUAUCGUGUGAAUAAAUAUACUAGUUAUUUUUGAAAUUAAUAAAAAUGCUUUAAAAUAAA